AUGGCCAUCACCCACAUUGUCAUGUUCCAAUUCAAACCCGACGUUAGCGAUGACGUCAUCCGCGAUACCACCAACCGUAUGCUCGGCCUGAAGGAUAAUUGCAUCCAUCCGACGUCGCAAACACCCUACAUCAAAUCCUUAUCGGGCGGUGUGAAUAACUCCAAGGAGGGAAUUCACCACGGCAUCACGCAUGCUUUUGUGGUGGAGUUCGCCAGCGCCGAGGAUAGGGAUUAUUAUGUGGACAAGGACCCGGCGCAUCUGGCGUUUGUGAAGAGUGUAGGUGCGGUUCUGGAGAAGGCGCAGGCGGUGGAUUUUACGGAUGGGGUUUUUUGA
This is a messenger RNA of Aspergillus steynii IBT 23096, 333 nucleotides long. RefSeq names its product Dabb family protein. NCBI's taxonomy places the organism in Eukaryota, Fungi, Ascomycota, Eurotiomycetes, Eurotiales, Aspergillaceae. The coding region runs from base 1 to 333 and encodes 110 amino acids. The record is from RefSeq and is a predicted model, not a curated record. The transcript has 3 exons.